AUGUCGGGAUAUCAACAAGGGGGAGGCCAUUACAAUGAUGGCUAUGGCCAUCAGGAACAUGGUGACACCUACUAUCAAGAUGAGCAUGGACAGGCUUACUAUGACCAUGACUAUGGUGAUGGCUACUACGACAGAUCCGGCUACUAUGGCGCGGACGGCAACCACAAUCAGCAUGAAGGAGGAUACUACGAUGCUGGUCAGCCGCACGAUGACUACUACGGUGACCAAUACUACGACCAGGGCAAUGGCCAGCAGGGCUACGAUAAUCGGGGAAGACGCCGGGGUGAUUCAGAAGAAGACUCGGAGACAUUCAGUGACUUCACCAUGAGGUCUGAAACCGCUCGUGCGGCCGACAUGGACUAUUAUGGUCGCGGUGACGAACGUUACAACAGCUACGCCGAUAGCCAGUAUGGUGGACGUGGGUAUGGGUACCGCCCCCCGUCAUCCCAGAUCUCAUAUGGGGCCAACAGGUCCUCCGGAGCAUCAACCCCAGUGUACGGCAUGGACUACGGCAAUGCUCUGCCCGCCGGUCAGCGAUCUCGAGAGCCUUAUCCUGCGUGGGCGUCGGACGGCCAGGUCCCCGUUUCCAAGGAGGAGAUAGAAGACAUUUUCCUCGAUCUAGUGAAUAAGUUCGGAUUCCAACGAGACAGCAUGCGCAACAUGUAUGAUCACUUGAUGACGAUGCUGGAUUCGCGCGCUUCCCGGAUGACGCCCAACCAGGCGCUUCUUUCCUUGCACGCCGACUACAUUGGAGGUGACAAUGCCAACUAUCGACGUUGGUAUUUCGCUGCCCAUCUGGACUUGGACGAUGCCGUGGGAUUCGCCAACAUGAAGCUUGGAAAAGCCGACCGUAAGACAAGGAAAGCACGGAAAGCAGCCAAGAAAGCGGCCCAGCAGAACCCGGAGAACGUUGAGGAGACCUUGGAAGCCCUGGAGGGUGACAAUAGCUUGGAAGCCGCCGAGUACAGAUGGAAGACUCGGAUGAACAAGAUGUCCCAGCAUGACAGAGUUCGCCAACUGGCACUGUUCUUGCUGUGCUGGGGUGAAGCCAACCAGGUCCGGUUCCUACCCGAGUGUCUUUGCUUCAUCUUCAAAUGUGCCGACGACUACUACAAUUCGCCCGAGUGUCAGAACCGAGUUGAGCCUGUUGAAGAAUUCACCUACCUUAACGAGAUCAUCACGCCUCUUUACCAAUAUUGCCGUGAUCAGGGCUAUGAAAUCGUGGAUGGGAAAUACAUCAUUGGUUACGACGAUAUGAACCAGCUUUUCUGGUACCCAGAAGGUAUCGAACGGAUUGUCUUCGAGGACAAGACGCGCCUGGUUGACAUCCCACCGGCUGAGCGGUGGACAAAGCUGAAGGACGUCGUCUGGAAGAAGGCUUUCUUCAAGACCUACAAGGAAACACGAUCUUGGUUCCACUUGAUCACCAACUUCAACCGUAUUUGGGUCAUCCAUUUCGGUGCUUUCUGGUUCUUUACUGCUUAUAACGCACAAUCGCUCUACACCGACAAUUAUCAACAGCAAGUGAACAAUAAGCCCCCGGUUAUAGGAUUUGGUGCCCUCGUCUCUUUCAUCCAGGUUGCAGCUACUAUCUGCGAAUGGAUGUACGUGCCUAGGCGCUGGGCAGGUGCUCAGCACCUCACCAAGCGACUGAUGUUUCUACUCCUGGUUUUCGUCAUCAAUCUGGCUCCUGGUGUGUUUGUCUUCGCCUACAGCAAGAGCAUGGGCAUCAGCAAAACCAUCCCUUUGAUUGUCGGUAUUGUCCACUUUUUCGUCGCGCUGGCAACUUUCGUCUUCUUCUCUGUCAUGCCACUCGGUGGGCUUUUCGGCAGUUACCUCAAGAAGCAUGGCCGUCAGUACGUGGCUAGCCAGACAUUCACUGCAAGCUUCCCACGUCUGCACGGCAACGAUAUGUGGAUGUCGUACGGCCUAUGGGUCUGCGUUUUCGGGGCCAAAUUGGCGGAAUCGUACUUCUUCCUGACCCUGUCUUUCAAGGACCCGAUUCGAAUUCUCUCACCCAUGCAGAUACAUCAGUGUGCGGGUGUGAAAUACAUUGGGAAUGUCCUGUGCCACAAACAGCCCCAAAUUCUUCUCGGCUUGAUGUUCUUCAUGGAUUUGACACUCUUCUUUUUGGAUAGUUAUCUUUGGUACAUUAUUUGCAACACUGUCUUCUCUGUUGCAAGGUCGUUCUACCUGGGUGUGUCGAUCUGGUCGCCCUGGAGAAACAUCUUCUCCCGACUGCCCAAGCGUAUUUACUCAAAGGUUCUCGCCACCACCGACAUGGAAAUCAAGUACAAGCCUAAGGUAUUGAUUUCUCAAGUUUGGAAUGCCAUCAUCAUCUCAAUGUACCGGGAACAUCUGCUGGCCAUUGACCAUGUCCAGAAGCUCCUCUACCACCAGGUUCCUUCUGAGCAAGAAGGCAAACGGACCCUGCGUGCGCCCACUUUCUUUGUGUCUCAAGAGGAUCAAUCUUUCAAGACUGAGUUCUUCCCGCCUGGUAGUGAAGCUGAGCGUCGGAUUUCGUUCUUUGCGCAAUCACUCUCUACCCCAUGCCCGAGCCCCUUCCUCGAGAAGAUCCUCCUCUCCCUGCGUGAGAUUAUCCGUGAGGAUGAGCCUUACUCUCGUGUGACGCUGCUGGAAUACCUCAAACAACUUCAUCCUCACGAAUGGGACUGCUUCGUCAAGGACACCAAGAUUUUGGCCGAUGAAACCUCCCAGUUCAAUGGCGAACCUGAGAAGAGUGAGAAGGAUGUUGCCAAGAGCAAGAUUGAUGACCUUCCUUUCUAUUGCAUUGGUUUCAAGUCCGCUGCUCCAGAGUACACCCUUCGGACUCGUAUUUGGUCCUCAUUGCGUUCACAGACACUCUACCGCACUGUUUCGGGGUUCAUGAAUUAUAGCAGGGCGAUCAAGCUCCUGUACCGGGUCGAAAAUCCAGAGGUCGUGCAGAUGUUUGGUGGCAAUUCCGAGAAGCUCGAACGAGAGCUUGAGAGGAUGGCGCGCCGCAAGUUCAAAAUCGUCGUAUCUAUGCAACGCUAUGCCAAGUUCAAUAAGGAAGAGCGUGAGAAUACUGAGUUCCUUCUCAGGGCUUACCCGGAUCUCCAAAUCGCCUACCUGGACGAGGAACCCCCCGUCAAUGAAGGUGAAGAGCCCCGUCUGUACUCUGCCCUUAUUGACGGACACUGCGAGCUGUUGGAGAACGGUAUGCGGAAGCCGAAGUUUAGGAUUCAGCUCUCUGGAAACCCAAUUCUAGGAGAUGGCAAGUCUGACAACCAGAAUCACUCAAUCAUCUUCUAUCGUGGCGAGUAUAUCCAAGUGAUCGAUGCCAAUCAAGACAACUAUCUCGAAGAAUGUCUCAAGAUCCGUAGUGUCCUCGCCGAGUUCGAGGAAUUGACUACUGACAACGUCUCGCCCUACACGCCCGGCAUUCCCUCUACGAACACCAACCCCGUGGCCAUUCUUGGUGCCCGUGAAUACAUUUUCUCUGAGAAUAUCGGCGUGCUCGGUGACGUCGCGGCUGGGAAAGAACAGACUUUCGGUACCCUUUUCGCUCGUACGCUGGCUCAGAUCGGUGGUAAGCUCCACUAUGGUCACCCCGAUUUCCUGAACGGCAUCUUCAUGACAACUCGUGGCGGUAUCUCGAAAGCUCAAAAAGGUCUGCAUCUGAACGAGGAUAUCUAUGCCGGUAUGAAUGCCAUGAUCCGUGGUGGUCGCAUCAAGCACUGCGAGUACUACCAAUGUGGUAAAGGUCGUGAUCUUGGUUUUGGCUCCAUUUUGAAUUUCACAACCAAGAUCGGUACGGGUAUGGGCGAACAAAUGUUGUCCAGAGAGUACUACUAUCUCGGCACUCAACUGCCUCUCGACCGCUUCCUGUCAUUUUACUAUGCUCACCCUGGCUUCCACAUUAACAACAUGUUCAUCAUGUUGUCGGUGCAGAUGUUUAUGAUUGUCCUAAUCAACCUGGGAGCUCUGAAGCACGAGACCAUCACUUGCCGUUACAACCCUGACUUGCCUAUCACGGAUCCUCUUCGACCCACUUACUGUGCCAAUCUCACCCCGAUCGUCGACUGGGUCAACCGUUGUAUCAUCUCGAUCUUCAUCGUCUUCUUCAUCUCUUUCGUCCCACUGGCUGUCCAGGAACUGACGGAGAGGGGAGUAUGGCGGAUGGCCAUGCGUCUAGCCAAACACUUCGGUUCCGUCUCCUUCAUGUUCGAGGUGUUUGUCUGCCAGAUCUAUGCCAACGCUGUCCACCAGAACCUUUCUUUCGGCGGUGCGCGAUAUAUCGGUACUGGUCGUGGUUUUGCCACGGCCCGCAUUCCCUUUGGUGUCUUAUACUCGCGUUUUGCAGGUCCCUCCAUCUACGCUGGCGCGCGUUUGCUGCUUAUGCUUCUGUUCGCGACGUCAACCGUCUGGACGGCGGCUCUCAUUUGGUUCUGGGUUUCUCUGCUCGCCCUCUGCAUCUCGCCGUUCUUGUUCAACCCCCACCAGUUCGCCUGGAAUGAUUUCUUCAUUGAUUACCGCGAUUAUCUCAGGUGGCUUUCACGUGGUAAUUCCCGCUCGCACGCUUCUUCUUGGAUCGGAUUCUGUCGUCUGUCUCGUACUCGGAUCACUGGUUACAAGCGCAAGCUUCUGGGUGUGCCAUCCGAAAAGGGCUCCGGCGAUGUUCCAAGGGCUCGUAUCACCAAUAUUUUCUUCAGCGAGAUUAUUGCACCCCUGGUACUUGUUGCUGUGACGCUGGUUCCCUAUCUCUACAUCAACUCCAGAACCGGAAAAUAUGCUGACCCGAAAGACGCUAUGGAUGCCAUCCUGCGAAUCGCCAUUGUUGCCGCUGGACCAAUCGCCAUCAACGCAGGUGUUGCUGGUGCUUUCUUUGGCAUGGCCUGCUGUAUGGGGCCCAUCUUCAGCAUGUGCUGCAAGAAAUUCGGUGCUGUUCUCGCUGCCAUUGCGCACGCUAUAGCCGUCAUCAUGUUGCUCGCCAUCUUCGAAGUCAUGUUCUUCCUUGAAUCCUGGUCCUGGCCGAGAAUGCUCAUUGGCAUGAUUGCAGCAGCAGCCAUUCAGCGUUUCAUCUACAAGCUCAUCAUUGCCCUUGCAUUGACCCGCGAGUUCAAGCAUGACCAGUCUAAUAUCGCAUGGUGGACUGGCCAGUGGUACAGCAUGGGUUGGCACUCGAUGUCGCAACCCGGCCGUGAGUUCCUGUGCAAGAUUACGGAGUUGGGAUACUUCUCUGCAGACUUCAUUUUGGGUCACAUACUCUUGUUCGCUAUGCUGCCCGCCCUCUGCGUCCCAUUCAUUGACAAAUUCCACUCGGUCAUGCUCUUCUGGCUGCGGCCAAGUCGCCAAAUCCGCCCUCCCAUCUACUCACUGAAGCAAUCGAAGCUCAGGAAGAGAAGAGUCAUCCGCUUCGCUAUUCUCUACUUCGCGAUGCUCAUUCUAUUCCUUAUCCUUCUCAUUGCUCCACUUGUUGUUCGCUCCAUGGGACUGGUUAAAGCUCCCAAUCUUCCCUUCAACUUGCUCCAGCCUCUUGACAAGGACAAUAACGACACUAUGGUGACAUACACCGGCAACAAUAUUCCCGCUGGUUUUGAGCCAGUCGAGAGCGCCUCGAGCGUGGCCACUGCAACGAGCUAG
Molecule: messenger RNA, 5625 nt
Organism: Aspergillus novofumigatus IBT 16806
Lineage: Eukaryota; Fungi; Ascomycota; Eurotiomycetes; Eurotiales; Aspergillaceae
Product: 1,3-beta-glucan synthase
Exons: 6
Coding region: 1-5625 (1874 amino acids)
Biological process (GO): (1->3)-beta-D-glucan biosynthetic process; fungal-type cell wall polysaccharide biosynthetic process
Cellular component (GO): plasma membrane; 1,3-beta-D-glucan synthase complex
Molecular function (GO): 1,3-beta-D-glucan synthase activity
Source: RefSeq, a predicted model, not a curated record